This is a messenger RNA of Ruditapes philippinarum (Manila clam), 1230 nucleotides long. RefSeq lists its product as uncharacterized. Lineage: Eukaryota; Metazoa; Mollusca; Bivalvia; Venerida; Veneridae. The record is from RefSeq and is a predicted model, not a curated record. The coding region runs from base 385 to 948 and encodes 187 amino acids. The transcript has a single exon.
AAUAAUAAUACAUUGUAAUAAUAAUAAUAAUAAUAAUAAAAUAAAUAAAUUUAAGUUGUAUAUUGAAUGUAAAUGAUUGAAAAGCAGAGUGAUUCAAAAAGGAAUAAUUUACUGUCAUUGCAGAGGUUCCAGUGCGGGUUAUGUUGUGAUAUGUAUUUCACUGCAAGAAGACAGUGUAUGAGCCAUUUGACAGAACAGCAUAGCGGCAUUUCAUUCAAAUGUAAUAUUUGUAAAACGAUAUUCCGGAGAAAUGAUAAUCCACACAACUGUAGGGCAAGAAAGGAUGAUUUUUUUAUUUAAUCAAAUGAAUGGAGAUGUUGGAAAAAAGCUGAAAAAGAACUGGAUGAAUUCAUUAAAAAAGCUGAAGUUAAAUUUUGUAUUGAUAUGUAUCAUCAGACAUGUACGAGAGUUCAAACAAGACCCGCAAAGCCGCCAACUAUAUUACAAAAGGAAAUUAAUUUAAGUGAAAGUGAAAGCGAAAGUGAAAGUGAGGAAGAGACAGACAGUGAGGAAUACUUCAUAAACUUUCAGGAGGAGAAUUUUUUAAAGGAGGUAGAAUUAUAUAAGAUUGAUGAGAUUGAGAAAAUAGAAAAGGAUAAGGAGGAAAAGAGUAGAAAUGAAAGAAAAGAAGAAGAGAUUAAACGUAAGGAGGAAACAAAGAGAAAAGAAGAAGAGAUUAAACGUAAGGAGGAAACAAAGAGAAAAGAAGAAGAGAUUAAACGUAAGGAGGAAACAAAAAGACAGGAAGAAGAGAUUAAACGUAAGGAGGAAACAAAAAGACAGGAAGAAGAGAUUAAACGUAAGGAGGAAACAAAAAGAAAGGAAGAAGAGAUUAAACGUAAGGAGGAAACAAAAAGAAAGGAAGAAGAGAUUAAACAUAUGGAGGAAACAAAAAGACAGGAAGAAGAGAUUAAACGUAAGGAGGAAACAAAAAGACAGGAAGAAUAGAUUAAGGUUAAAGAUGUGACAAACAGAAAGGAAGAAGUAAUUAAACGGAAAGAGGAGGAGAAAAGAAAAGAAGAAGUAAGAAAAUAUAAGGAAAAGGAGAAUAAACAAAGGGAUGAAAAGAGAAAAGAUAUAGACAACAAGAAGGGUAAACAAGAGAAGGAGAGUAAAGAAAAAGAGGAAAUUUAAAACGGAGAGAUGAAAGAACGAAUUGAAAAAUUAGAGGAUGAAGAAAUAGAAAAAGUGAAAAGUUUAAUAAGUAGGAAAACAGAAAGAGAAAAAUGA